AUGCGUCCGAUCCCUGUUAUGUAUGCGGACCUAUGCGUCCGUAUUCUUUGUCUUAUGUAUGUGGGUCUAUGCGUCCGUAUCCCUUGUUAUGCAUUUUGUGUCUAUACGGUUAAUAUAUGUGAUUCUAUGCGUCCGGAUCCCUGUUAUGUAUGUGGACCUAUGCGUCCGUAUUCUUGUCUUAUGUAUGUGGGUCUAUGCGUCCGUAUCCCCUUGUUAUGCAUUUGUGUCUAUACGGUUAAUAUAUGUGAUUCUAUGCGUCCGGAUCCCUGUUAUGUAUGUGGACCUAUGCGUCCGUAUUCUUGUCUUAUGUAUGUGGGUCUAUGCAUCCGUAUCCCCUUGUUAUGCAUUUGUGUCUAUACGGUUAAUAUAUGUGAUUCUAUGCGUCCGGAUCCUGUUAUGUAUGUGGACCUAUGCGUCCGUAUUCUUGUCUUAUGUAUGUGGGUCUAUGCAUCCGUAUCCUUGUUAUGCAUUUGUGUCUAUACGGUUAAUAUAUGUGAUUCUAUGCGUCCGGAUCCCUGA
Molecule: messenger RNA, 519 nt
Organism: Acanthosepion pharaonis
Lineage: Eukaryota; Metazoa; Mollusca; Cephalopoda; Sepiida; Sepiidae
Source: the annotation of a GenBank genome assembly